GUAGGUUGCAACAGUUGGAGAGGGUCCCUUGCAAAAUAAUUGUGUUUCGGAGCGCGCUCUGUCUCUCUUCAAUUCCAUACGUUUUUUUUUGUCGAUCAUCAUCAUCAUCAUCGUCCUCUCCUUCAUCUCCCACCUUCAUGUCCCGCUGAGACUCUCCCCCGACAUCAUAUGGCAUUGGCAUGCACGCACAGCCAUGCACAACUCCGAUCCACACAGCAAGAACCACCACCACCACCACCUAGUAAGCCCUAGGAUCUCCUUCUCCAAUGACUUCGCCGAGUCGCAGUACACGGCGAAGCAAGAGCGGCAGGCCCCGGCCCCGGCCGCCGCCGCCUCUUCCGACUUCGAAUUCUCCGUCUCGAGCAAUUCGAUGAUGAGCGCCGACGAGCUCUUCUGCAAGGGCAAGCUCUUGCCGUUUAAGGAAAAAGCAACGGCGAAGAGCAGCACCACCACCACCCUGAGAGAAGAGCUCCUCGCGGGCGAAGAAGGCAGCGGCGGUGCUGGCUCAUCGUUCAGGCCUCCAAAAGGGUCUGGCAGAUGGAGGGGCUUCUUGGGUUUGAGGAAGAGCCACAUUGGUUCCAAGAAAGCUGAUAAGUCGUGCGAGGCAUCUUGUGAUAGCAAGAGGACAGCUGGUUUUGGACCGGUUCCUGAUAACAUGCACUAUCAUGGCAAGACUUCACAGGAAAUGAUGAGGCAGGGAGGGUCGAAUAGUUGCAGGGAUGAGGAGAUGGAGAUGUAGUAGCUCUUUUAAGCAGAGAGAUAUGCUUCAAGGUCUUGAAUUUGUAAGAGCACCGAGGGGAGAAUUUGAACUUUUUGCUUUUUCCUGAUUUUUUUUUAUCUUCCUUUUUCUGCGGAUGAAGAUUACUUGGAGGAGGUCAUGUUCCAAGAUUUAGAGACAAACAAAUUUGUGUUUCCAUUUCGGUUGUUUUAGGUUGAAUCUUGAUAUUGUGGUGUCCUCCUUUUCUUGGCAUCUUGCCGUUUCUAGUUUGCUUCUGAUGUUCUAAUGAAUUUGGUUGGUUUUUAGCUGUUCUUUGUAUAAUACUAUUUCGAUUUGGUGGUCUUGACCCA
Molecule: messenger RNA, 1068 nt
Organism: Rhodamnia argentea
Lineage: Eukaryota; Viridiplantae; Streptophyta; Magnoliopsida; Myrtales; Myrtaceae
Exons: 2
Coding region: 194-739 (181 amino acids)
Source: RefSeq, a predicted model, not a curated record